Molecule: messenger RNA, 7147 nt
Organism: Penaeus monodon (black tiger shrimp)
Lineage: Eukaryota; Metazoa; Arthropoda; Malacostraca; Decapoda; Penaeidae
Gene: Marf1
Product: meiosis regulator and mRNA stability factor 1-like
Exons: 26
Coding region: 123-5699 (1858 amino acids)
Biological process (GO): post-transcriptional gene silencing
Cellular component (GO): cytoplasm; peroxisome
Molecular function (GO): RNA nuclease activity; mRNA base-pairing post-transcriptional repressor activity; CCR4-NOT complex binding
Source: RefSeq, a predicted model, not a curated record
GUUCAUUGUUUACGUUUGCUCAGUGUAUCAGCGGUCAGAGUCGAGAGAGGUUGCGGCGUCGUAUUGUGUAGCUUCAUUACACAACUGUGGGUCAGAGGCCUGUACUGAAUUUUAACUUCAUUAUGUUUGGGAAACCUGACUUCCCAGAAAUUUUACCCUCACCACCUUCUGCAGCAGCAGAAGGUCUUCUUGGACCAACUGAUUUUACAAUGGCUCCAGAAAGUUCUGGAAGAAUAGAAAGAAAUGGCAAUGAAUUUUAUUAUAAUUCUAAUAAUGACAUCAGCCAGUCUACAGUCGAUACUGUAGAGCAGUCAUGGCUGUGUAAAACUAAAGUAACUUCAGCAGAGUGCAAAUGGUCAGUUAAGAGUAUUGAUAGCAUUGACUAUGCUAGGAGUAGUUAUGUGAAGAACAAUGAUAGGCUUUAUCCAGAAAUUGAAGUAAUAGAUGGAAAGGAAAUAGUAACAUUAACUACAUCAAACACUACACAAGCAAGUUGUGUCAUAUCUGCUGCUCCACAGAAAAUUCUUUCACUUCCUACCAGUGUAGGAAAUUGUAUUAACUGGAAUUCAGAGAAGCAGGGCCAAGGAUGUGAAACAGAUUUGGCCAAUGAAAUGUGUAAUUUCAAUAGAGACUCUUCAAAAGAAGAAAACCCACUGUUGCCCUUGUUAACCCCAGAAAGCUUCAAAUCUCCUUCUCCAUGCUUGACCCAAGAAAUUUAUAGUGCAGCUUAUAUGAAUUGCAUAAUCCCUCUAAAGAGAGACACAGAUGAGAAACUGGAAGAUGAAAAGGAUAGCACAUUACUAAAUAUCAGUGAAAGCACAUUGCUAAAUGUCAAUGAAGAUUCCUAUUGCACAUCACAGACAUUGCAAACAAAUUGCAAUGGUCUGACAUACAGGGAAGAGGAAAGCUCUCAAGCUGAUAUUCUAACUCCAGAACAAUUUACACGCCCUUUGUACCAGACACAGAUAAGCAAUGAUUUAAGUAACUUUGGCUCCUCAUAUUGUGGGAAUGGAAUAGAUGCUGAUUUAAUGAGUUCCGAUGUUGAAUAUGAACUUGAACAAGAACUUGCUGCCUUAGAGCAAGGUGAAGAUGAUGACGACAACAAGGAAGAUCAGGAAGGACAGACACAAAGUAAAUCAUGGGCUGCUUAUAACAGUGAUCGUCUUCCUCCUAUUGGGGUCUUCUGGGACAUUGAGAACUGUCAGGUAACGAGACACCUGUACACAUGCUGUCCCUACCCUGUGGUUCAGGCUGUAAGAUCUCGUUUUUUUACUGGUUAUCGGGAGGCUGAGUUUAUGUGUGUUUGUGAUACACUUAAGGAAAACUCAAAAAUCCUUGAGGAAUUGAAUGAUGCUCAGGUAAACGUUGUGCAUGUGGGGAGCACUGUGAAGAAUGCAGCGGACGACAAACUCCUUCAGAGUAUGAGGAGGUUUGCCGAUAUCCAUGGAACAGGUGCAACCAUUGUCCUAAUCUCAGGAGACUCAAACUUUGCUACAGAGUUGUAUGAUUUAAGAUACAGGAAACUGUCGCUGGUGGUGCGCCGUGCAACAACGAGGUUCCCCCAGUGCGGCGGCGCUCGUUCCGUGUUGGCGACGGAUGCGGAACAUGGUCGUCAAGCCAGCCACGUCUCUCCUGUGUUGAAGGCUGUCGAGGUUCAUUUCAUACUUGCCGUUCUGACCUUGCAAAUAGCUGGCGAGGUAAAAGAAGUCUACUUUGUGUCCACUAUUUCAGUUUUUGGCGCGUCGCUCAUUGGUGCGCACACGUCGAGGCAAGUGCCGGGCCUGCGUUGUGAUUGGCUGAGGUCGCACGCAGUGACCAACCAGCGCUUUCGGGAGGCGUGCACGCGGCCGCAGGCACCAACUUGUCACACUUGCCCGGUCGUGCGGGCAGAUAACGUGGCCAAAAAGAGGCUAGAUGGUGAAGACGUUUAUGGCAGCAAGAUAUAUUGUACAUUUGGCAAGAAUUUUGACAAGGAAGGAUCCCCAAAAGUAGAUAUUAAGCACCUUCAGCACCAGAUCUCACGGGACAGAGGGCAAGAAUCUCUGGAUACGUGGAAACCUGUCCAUUCCCAGAUAUUUCCAAAUCCAUCCCAGACAAGCAUGGGUGACACUGGCACAACAAGCCUGUCAUGGAGGGUGAGAGACCCUGUCAGUGAUUCGGCUCUUCAACCCUACACUGCAUUCAAAAGCUAUGGCAAGAAUCCUGCCAUGUCCUUUUCAGAUCAGCAUUUUGGAUCAUGUCAGCGUGCUUUUAGGAAUAAUUGUCGGAUUCAGAGUCAGUCAAGUAUGUCUGGAUCUAAUUCAAAUUUUGGUUUGUCAAGAGUUGAUUGCAAUUCGCAUAAUGAAGGAAACAGUCGUGAUGUAGUUCAGCCUUUAUACUUGGACAAGACCCCAGAGCAGUUCAAGAAAGGACGAUCCCAAAGAAUACAAUUUCGGAUGAGUUCCCCACCAAGCUUUUCAUUCAACACUCGAACUCCAGAUUCUUAUACAUUGGAUUCUUCACUUAGGGCAAGAAGUCCCUCUCCUUUGUUAUGGAGUGGCAUGAGUCCUGUGAAGCCUGUUUGGAGCCCCUCCCCUACAGUUGAUGCACAAGGACAAAUCCUUUAUGGACUAAAGGAACUCUCCCUUGGGGAAGGUGUUAUUGAUACAAGUUUAGCUAGUGUCCAGCAAGUCCCAGUAGAAUUACAAGUGACAAAUCUCGAUCAAAACAUUGAUGCCAGGGAGAUGAAACGCAUCCUUUUCACAAUAUUUAGAGAUCAUGUUAUGGUAUUGCAUGUGUCAGUGUUUGUUCAAUCUGACGGUAACUUGGCUGCUACCUUGCGGGUACCCUCACAGCAAGAUGCUCAGUAUGCCAUUUCUCAACUUCACCGUAAAAAGAUUGGUGCCAAGAGGAUUAUCAUAUCCUAUGUGAAUCAAAAUCAGCCAUCACCAGAAUUGAAAAGGUCUAAGGUCAUAGCUCUGCUGCAGGAAGUUCCUGGAAAGAAGCUUCCUCUUUUCAAGUUUCGGGAGCUCUAUGAGAGACGCUUUCAUGAAACCAUUGGUGUAUCAGAAAUGUAUAACAUGCGGGAUAUAGUAACUGUAUCUGAUAACAGUACAGGUAGGAUGGUCUCCCUUCAUCCUGAGUUUCGACACAUGAGCUCCCCAAUCUUGACAGAGUCAGCACAAGAGGAAGUCAGUGGUAGUAUAUCAUCCAGAUACUGUAAGAUCCAUAGUUCUGGUCCUGAUGAUUCCAUUGGUUGGGCAGAACGUGAUCAAAGUUCAAGUCUGCCAAAUGUAAAUAUGACUUUGCGGACUUUGGCUGGAAGUAUACACUCUUUGCUUCAGUCCCACUCUGGUUCACUACCGCUGGCAAGCUUGGUAGAUUGUUAUGAAGCAGAAAUUGGCCCAGUUGAUGAAGCAGAGGAUGGUGUACCUUUGGAACACUUGGUCUCCUGUUUGCCAGGAGUAUGCAUAAUGACAGCUACUGGUGGUUUCAAAUAUGUGCAGUGGGUUGAGAAUAAAGUAACAGAUGAAGCUGAAGAGCUAGCCCGUUGUGUGAGUCCUCCACUUGUUGGACAGUUGGCACUCUUUUCAAGAGAAUUGGUAGAUCUCCUUAAAACUUUCCCAUACUGCCGUUUACCUUUUUCUCGGUUCAUACCAGCAUACCAUCAUCAUUUUGGCAGACAGUGUAGAGUAGCUGACUAUGGAUUUACCAAGCUUGCUGACCUAUUUGAAGCUCUCCCUCAUGUUGUGCAAGUUUUGGGGGAAGGAAAUAAACGCAUUUUGACAUUGGCACACAAAGCUCAGGUCAAAAGGUUUUCUUCAGAUCUAUUGAGGGUGUUGAAGGGCCAGCCAACAAAAGCCAUAACACUUGAGGCUUUUCCAGUUGCUUAUGAAAAGGCAUUGACAAGAACAUGGAAUGUGAUUGAUUAUGGAGUAUGUGAUGUUGAGGAUUUGCUGACUGAAGUUAGUGAAACGACAGUGAUAGUCACCCGAUCUGGCACUGAGACUACAAUUGCUAUUCCAAAGCGCGAACAAACUCCUGAAGAAAUAGAGCGAACAAGACAGUUUGCUGCAGAGGUUGUUGAGUUACUUCGGCACUCUCCACAGUGCAAAAUGCAGUUCAAUCGUUUCAUUCCAGCUUAUCACCAUCAUUUUGGAAGACAGUGUAGGGUGGCUGACUAUGGGUUUAGUAAGCUGAUUGAACUAUUUGAAGCCAUUCCAGAUGUCCUUCAGGUCUAUGAUGAUGAAGAAGAUGGAGAGAAGCAAUUGCAACUGGUGGAACGAGAACGUGUCCGUGUACUAGGAGAUCAAGUAGGGGCAGUGGUAAGAGGAGCUCCUAGGCAAGCUAUCAGGAUUUCUGCCUUAACUCAGGUCUUCACUCGUUAUUAUGGGUAUUCUUUGAAACCCUCCCACUAUGGUGCCAACACUUUGGAAGAGCUCAUAGGAAAGCUCAGAAAUCAUGUGAAGCUGGUGGAGACAGGUGAUGAACCUGUAGUCGCCCUUGUUGACCGUGGAUAUGUGCAUGAAAUCUUGGUGCGAGCACGGAAACUUCUGUGGGAGGACUCCAGUUGUACCUAUCCUCUUGACAAAUUUGUACAAACUUACACUGACCGCUAUGGCCAUCCUCCAAGCAUAGAAGUGAUUAGGCGGGACUUGGAAGAUGUACUUGUGAUUGAAGGUGAAGGUGAAGAAGCCAAGGUUAACCUAGUGCCACUGCAGAUGUUUGCGAGAGACCUCUUGACACUUCUCCAUGAAGCAGGGGGACGUAUGCUACUUCUGAAUUUUGAUACAGCCUAUCUUGACCGUUUUGGUGUUGCUUGUCGACCAGCAACUUAUGGUUUUCCCAAUAUAGUAGCUCUUGUUCAAGCCCUUGGAGAUUUGGUGGCAGUUAGAGGUCGUGGAACAAAAAGAAUACUUGUCUUAAACAGAGACUCGGCUCCUUCCCCACCUAGUUUCCACAUUCCUACAUCAAGUUCAUCUUUCUAUGGAGACAACACCGAGGUUGCAAGUGCCAAUAAUGAUACCAAGCCACCACCUCCCACUCAUCUUCCUCCUCCAAAUAAGGUCACCCCACCUCAGCAGUGCGAUUACCAGCGCUAUAUACAAGAAGCUAAUUCAAACAGUCACUUAAUGAUGGGAAUGAAUGCUCCAACCCCCCAUCCCUCCUACCAGCCUUCAUCACCUGUGGUUUAUCCUGGCUCUCCAGCACCAACAGGGGGAUCAGUUAUGUGGGGCCAGAUGUGGUCUCCUCAGUACCCAGUUAUGCCCCCACUGUCCCCUGCUCACUACAUGGUGCCAACACUUCCCAUGAGUUGGGGAAGCAUGCCAGCCUCUCCUGCUGGUCCCCUGGGAUCUUCCACUCCCCCAGCCCCAUUGCUGGGCACCAUGGCACCCCCGAUCUCCAUACAUAUGCUCGAUGAGCUCUCCAAGCAGGCGGGUAAAUUGAAUGAAGAGUAUGCAGCCCCCCCAAGUGCUAGCGAGUUGCCGCCCCCAGAGCUUUUCACACAAAUGCAUCCUCAGGAGCAAAUGGUAGCCCAAGUAUCUGCACCUGAUAAUUGUAACCAGACAUCAAGCAGUGUAAUCUGUGAAGAGGCCGAUGACACAUGGUCCAGCUGCAACAGUGAUGCUGACAAAGGUGAAGUUAACACCACCUCCACACCAAUGGCACCAAAACUUCGCACAAAGCGACGUUUAGCAGCACAAUUUGCAGCAAAUUGAUUAAGGAAUUUUCCAAUAAAGUACAGCAUUGUGUUCAUCACAGUAGCCUAGUUCCAUAAGUACUGGUUUAGGUGUGAUUUUGUGCAAUAAUUUUGAGGUUUUGUAAAGUAUUAAUGUCCGUCCAUAGACCAUGUUCAGUAUCAAUUCCUAUGACAUCUCAGUUAUGUGAACUGAUGCAUUUCUUAUUUAACUUGUUGGUUAAUUUUUCUUUGUAUUGUUGAAUUUUUUUCUAGAUAUAUCUAGAUUUAAAGCAUUCUAUAAUUUAAAUGAAGAGAAAUUUUAAAAUCUCUUGGCUAUUUACCACGUUGAUUAUGGUGCAACUUUACAUAAAAUUAUUUAAUCAUUCCAAGAAUGGGCGGUUAUUAUCAUAAACAUAGUUGUUGUCAAAGAUAGACCAGGAAGGAAGGGGAUUUAAUAUUACACAAUUUGUUUUCACUGUUCAUCAGUAUAUCAAGAUCUCUUAAAAGUGCAAAUGUUUACCUAUUUAGAUUUAGCAAAUGUCAAUUUGCAGUCUCCGCUAAUGUAAACCUAUAAACAAAAGAAAAAAACAUAGUACAAAUGGUUGGACAAAGAUAUGUUAGUUUCUUGUUCUAAAUGUACAAAGACAGAAGAUGAACUUAACAAAUGCUGUUGUUUAUUGGGCAUUUUGAAGGCAGCAUUGUAUUAUGAAUUAGUACAGGAAGUAUACUUCAGAAAUGUUUCUGUGAUCUAUUAAAGAUUGUUGUGUUUGAAGCUUGUUGGUCAUUUUUUUCUAGUUUUGAGAAUUGAAGAUUCCCAUAGAAGGUUAACAACUAAUUUUGGACUGGGCGAAAAAUGGAAGGGAAGUUAAGCCGAGGCAGUUUCGUUUUUCCUCAAAGCUGGGGUGUAUUGUGAUGUAGAAUAAUUUAAUUCUAUUGAAGAAAGUUUAGAAGCACUUAUGAAGUAACUUCCUUAAUGUUCUUGUUUCUUUGAUACAACUUUUUAUAUAUUUGAAAAGUAAUGCAAGUUGUUGAUCAACAAGCUUCCAUCUGUUUUGUUCCUAAGUAGGAGUAAAAUGCCUCAUUUUUUUAUGACAUUUCGUUAAUCUUGUAUGGUUAUUCUUAUGAAUACAACUACAAAUGCCAUUUUACUUGUCUUGACAUAGCCUGACAUGCUAGUUUUGGGUUACCGGUACAAUAUUUCUGCUGUAUUAUAGCAUUAUAGUAUAUAGCAUUCAAGAGUUUGAGAAUGCAAGAUUGCAUAUUUCUGUGCUGAAAGUGUUAUGAUUAGCUUAAUCACAACAUCUAGUCUGUUAUUUAUUUUGAUAUUUUAGUCUGAUAGCAGACUGUACAAAAAUGCAUCAGCAGCUGUUAUUAGCCAACAAGUUUGUCAGGGUUUUGUCAAGCUUUUGUCAGUGUUGGUAAUGGGGUUCUCAGUGUUACACUGAAACAUUCCUUGUUGUGGAAGUUGAAAUAAAUGUUUAUUAUAAA